CUGGAUACAGCAGAUCACUCCAGGAGAAUCCAGUUCAGGGUAGCUUCAUCCUCUCUGCCAUUCCUUCGUUAGCUUGUCUCUGAAGCCAUUCAUCAGUCAGCAUGAGUUUCUACCAGCGUACCACCUAUUCCAGUGGCCCUGCAGGCUUCACUGGAGGCUCUGUGGUCAGCCAGCGCCGUGUGGGCUCACUGUCCUCGGCACCUAAAGCCUUCAGUGUCUACGGAGGUGGCUCAGGCAGCACCCGAAUCUCCUCAGGAUUCUCAAGGACUGUGUCUUCUGGCUAUGGUGGUGGACGGGGCCUGGCUGGAGAUGGUGGCUUCAGCCUGGCUUCUGCCCUGGACAGUGAGAGUGUUCAAAUGAAUGAGAAGGCCACCAUGCAGAACCUGAAUGAUCGUCUGGCCUCCUACCUGGAAAAGGUCCGCUCCCUGGAAGCUGCCAAUGCAAAACUGGAGCUGAAGAUCCGUGAGUACUAUGAGAAGAAAGGACCAAUUGCUGAGAGAGAUUACAGUGCAUACUGGGCCACCAUCAAUGACCUGAAGGAUAAGAUCAAGAAUGCCACUAUCAGCAACGCCAACAUCCUCCUGCAGAUUGACAAUUCAAAACUGGCUGCAGAUGACUUCAAAACAAAAUAUGAGCAUGAGUUGAUAAUGCGACAGUCCGUGGAGGCUGACAUUGCCAACUUGCGACGCCUGCUGGACCAGACCACCUUGACUAAGGCUGACCUUGAGAUGCAGAUCGAAGGUCUGCAGGAUGAGUUGGCCUACCUGAAGAAGAACCAUCAGGAGGAACUGGCAGCUCUGAGAUCUCAGCUGUCUGGAAAUGUGAACGUGGAGGUAGACGCUCCUCCUCAGCAGGACCUGAACAAGGUUUUGGAGGAGAUCCGCUCACAGUACGAGGCCAUCACAGAAAAACACCGCAGAGACCAAGAGGCUUGGUUCAAUGACAAGUCGGCAGCACUAACCAAGGAGGUUGCCAUCAGCACAGAGACCAUUCAGACCUCCAAGACAGAGAUCACAGACUUGAGGCGAACCCUGCAGGGCUUAGAAAUUGAACUACAAUCACAACUAAGCAUGAAAGCAGCCCUCGAGAACACGCUAGCCGAGACAGAAGCUCGCUACAGUGCUAUGCUAGCAGGCUUCCAGAACCAGAUUAACAUGCUAGAGUCAGAUUUGGCACAGGUACGUGCCAGCAUUGAGCAGCAGGGCCGCGAAUACUCCAUGUUGCUGGAUAUCAAGAGCCGCCUAGAGCAGGAGAUCGCCACCUACAGAAGCCUCCUGGAGAAGGAGGAGUCCAGGCCUCCUGGCACAGGUGGAUCCAGCACGAUCACUACCACCACCACCACGCGCACAGUCAGCUAAGCAGAGCACUGCGUUCUGAGAAACACACACACACACUAAAACAUUGUUUCAGUGGGUCAUUGCUUAUGGUAUGACAGUUAACAAUUGUCAAUCAUAGUCGUAAAACCCAGGAAAUAACUGUUUGAAUUUGAUAAUGAUUAAAUCCACUUCCUUGUUGUUGUGUGUGAGCAAAACCUGUCUCCGGAAAUAAAGCUGCUGGCAAAUUUA
This is a messenger RNA of Pangasianodon hypophthalmus (striped catfish), 1565 nucleotides long. RefSeq names its product keratin 94 (gene krt94). Gene Ontology annotation, molecular function: structural molecule activity. Bases 102 to 1358 code for a protein of 418 amino acids. The transcript has 8 exons. The record is from RefSeq and is a predicted model, not a curated record. NCBI's taxonomy places the organism in Eukaryota, Metazoa, Chordata, Actinopteri, Siluriformes, Pangasiidae.